AUGACCGGUGCCGGGUUCGAACCAGAGACCUCAUCCACUGAGGUCCUUGAGGGAGAGAGGAUGGAUGGUAACCACAAAAUCUGUGCCUUGCGGUUACAAGUUGUAACGUACAACCCGUUCUCAGCCUCGACCAUGGAGACGUUCUGGCUAUGCGUGGAGGACUCACCCACACGAAUGAGAGGGCUCACCGGCAGUGCCGGCUCGAUAAGUUCUGAUCACGUCAAGGCUCCUGCCGUCGGUGUUCCCUUGCGGUCUAGUGCUAGCUAA
Messenger RNA from Perkinsus marinus ATCC 50983, 267 nucleotides. RefSeq lists its product as hypothetical. The transcript has 2 exons. The record is from RefSeq and is a predicted model, not a curated record. Lineage: Eukaryota; Perkinsozoa; Perkinsida; Perkinsidae. The coding region runs from base 1 to 267 and encodes 88 amino acids.